AUGUCGUCGUUGCCACGUGUCGGUGAUGAGGAAGAAGGCGUCGGGCAGUUGAUUACGGAUCUUCAGGAAAAGGGGACGAAUUUCGUUUUGUUGCAAAAGACACCGCAAAUUUUGGAACUGCAGACAAUUCUCAAGGAUAGAACCACAAAUCACUCGGAUUUCGUGUUCAACGCGGAUCGCUUGAUGCGUCUAGUGAUCGAAGAGUGUCUCAACCACCUCCCGUUCACCGAACAUACAGUAACCACGCCCACCGGUUUCCGAUAUGAAGGAAUACAGUUCAAUCGUGGCAAUUGUGGCGUCUCGCUGUGUCGAAGUGGCGAAGCGAUGGAAGUUUCGUUGCGACAGUGCUGUCGGUGUAUUCGUAUUGGAAAGAUCUUGAUUGGCGACGAACAAAAAGUGCUCUACGCGCGCCUUCUUCCCGACAUUCAAUCGAGACGCGUCUUGUUGCUGUAUCCAACGAUAGGAUCCGGAACAACGGUGUGCAAAGCGAUCGAAGUGCUGAAAGAGGCUCGUGUCCCGGAUGAAAACAUUUAUCUGGUGUCCCUAUUCAUUUCCCCAACUGGCCUGAAAAAUAUAACCCGUAAAUAUCCAUACAUCACUGUCGUCGCCUCUGACAUCACCUCUCUCUAUCCCAAUCACUUCUCAACCAGCUAUUUUGGAGCUGUUUGA
Messenger RNA from Caenorhabditis briggsae, 669 nucleotides. Bases 1 to 669 code for a protein of 222 amino acids. Lineage: Eukaryota; Metazoa; Nematoda; Chromadorea; Rhabditida; Rhabditidae. The record is from RefSeq and is a predicted model, not a curated record. The transcript has 4 exons.